AUGACACGCAAAAACGCGAGCCUUUCCAAACGCCGUUCCAAACCCAGCCUCAAACUCGCUACCGGGUCAAACGGACAUGCGAAUGGCAAGAUGAACAACAACAUCGAAAUGCGCAGGAGGGACACUCCCUCCGCGGAAUCCUCGGCAGAGCGAACUGCCCAACUCAUGUCACGACCGAGCUUUUCCCUGGAUAAUGAGCCACCCUUUGCCCCGCAAACCCCGGUCCAGACCACCACAACCUUCCACAAUCUGCCACGCAGUGAUCGUCGCAACUUCAUCCUGCUAGUCCUGCUAUACUUCCUUCAAGGAAUCCCCAUGGGCCUGGCCACCGGCUCAGUGCCCUUCCUUCUCAAACCUUACCUCUCAUAUGGCCAAAUUGGUAUCUUCUCACUCGCCUCGUAUCCCUACUCGCUCAAGCUCUUCUGGAGCCCCAUUGUCGAUGCAGUAUGGAGUACGCGAUUCGGACGCCGCAAGAGUUGGAUCACCCCGGUGCAAGUCAUUGCGGGUCUGGCCAUGAUCUAUCUCGGGGGCCACAUUGAGGAGAUGAUGGUCCAGGCCGGGGCCAAUGGGGGUGCCGGAGUCUGGAAGUUCACCUACUGGUGGUUCAUGCUGGUGCUAUUCUGCGCCACCCAAGAUAUUGCGGUGGACGGUUGGGCCAUCACAUUAAUGUCUCCGCCCAACAUUUCCUACGCUUCCACGGCUCAAACGGUUGGCUUGACUGCGGGCCAUUUCCUCUCGUACACCGUGUUCCUGGCAUUCAACUCGAAAGACUUUGCCAACCGAUGGUUCCGGGUCAUUCCCGGCGAGACCGGCCUGUUGUCCCUCGGGACCUACCUCAGCUUCUGGGGAUGGGCGUAUCUGAUUGUGACCUGUGGGUUGGCCUUUCUGAAAAAGGAAGACAGCACCAAGGAUCGCGACAGUAUCAUGGACGUCUAUAAGAGCAUGUGGAGUGUUCUGAAGUUGAAGCACAUUCAGACCAUCAUUAUCAUCCAUCUCAUUGCCAAGAUCGGCUUCCAGGCGAAUGACGGAGUCACCAGUCUCAAACUCCUGGACAAGGGCUUUGGUCAGGAUAAUAUGGCUCUCGUCGUGCUCAUUGACUUCCCAUUCGAGAUUAUGCUUGGAUACUAUGCCGGCCAGUGGUCCACCAAUUACGGAGCCAUGCGCCUAUGGGGCUGGGCCUUUGUGGGGCGACUGGUAGCUGCUGUCCUCGCGCAGUUGACGGUGAUGAUCUACCCCAGUGCCCCUGAAGUGCCAAUGUGGUAUAUGCUCACUGUGAUUGGUGAGCAUGUCCUGUCCACCUUCAUGAACACCGUCAUGUUCGUUGCCAUCUCGGCCUUCCACGCUCGCAUUGCCGACCCGGCCAUUGGUGGGACUUACAUGACUCUUCUCGCCACUGUCUGCAAUCUGGGUGGUACAUUCCCCCGUAUCUUCGUUCUCAAGCUCGUCGACUUCUUCACCAGUGCUACCUGUUUGCCCCCAACGGUGGCCCCUCCUGCCGAAUCACUCAAGGACACUCUUGUGACCUCUGCCUUCUCCUGUGCCCUUGAGCCUGAGAAGAACCGCUGCAUCAAUGGCGGUGGUACCUGCCAGGUCGACCGCGACGGGUACUAUAUGACCAACAUGAUCUGUGUGCUCAUCGGCACACUCACAUUCAUAAUGUUUAUUAGGCCGGCCGCACAGAAGCUGCAGGCUCUGCCAUUGCGCGCGUGGCGGUUGAAUCCUGGUCCUGGACGGGAGUGA
Penicillium salamii is the source of this 1740-nucleotide messenger RNA. Lineage: Eukaryota; Fungi; Ascomycota; Eurotiomycetes; Eurotiales; Aspergillaceae. The record is from the annotation of a GenBank genome assembly.